Molecule: messenger RNA, 2510 nt
Organism: Linum tenue
Lineage: Eukaryota; Viridiplantae; Streptophyta; Magnoliopsida; Malpighiales; Linaceae
Source: the annotation of a GenBank genome assembly
AAUUGGAGAGAAGAAAACUGAGUGGUUGGAAAAAAGCGGGGAUAAAUAAAUGAAAAGGUAAAAACAAAUGAUAGCAAUCAUACUCUUCUUGAUAAUACUAAUAACAAUAUAACAAUAUCUUCCAGUCUCCAGUGGCAUAUAAAUAAAACCCCAUUGGACAGGUGGAGUGCUAGUUUUUCUUCUACUCCCUGUAGCUUAGCUGCCUCGCACCACCACCACCACACAAAAAUCCAAACCUUUCUUCCUCCCCGUCGGCCAUGGCGACGGACCAUCAUGGCAGCAGCCACCACCAGCCUCUCGUCGGCCACCGCUCCACUUCACUCGGCGAGUUCAAUUCCGAAGCCAGCGAGGAGCUGGAGAACAAGCUCUCCGACCGCACCUUGCCCCUCAUCAACCGCCUCGCCGCCGCCUCCUGGAUCGAGUGGAAGCUCCUCUUCCACCUGGCCGCCCCUUCCACCGUCGUCUACGUCACCGGCUUCAUGAUGUCCAUGUCCACCCAGAUGUUCUCCGGCCACCUCGGCAACCUCGAGCUCGCCGCCGCCUCCCUAGGCAACAACGGCAUCCAGCUCUUCGCCUACGGCAUCAUGUGGGGCCUGGGGAGCGCGGUGGAGACGCUGUGCGGGCAGGCGUACGGGGCGCAGAAGUACGAGAUGAUGGGGAUCUACCUGCAGCGUUCGUUCGUGCUGCUGUCCCUGGUGGGAGUCGGGGUGAGCGUGAUGUACGUGUUCUCCCGGCAGCUCCUGCUGCUGCUGGGGCAGUCGGAGGCGAUCGCGACGGCGGCGAGCCUGUACGUGUACGGGCUGAUCCCGCAGAUCUUCGCGUACGCGGCCAACUUCCCGAUCCAGAAGUUCCUGCAGGCGCAGUCGAUCGUGAUGCCCAACGCCUACAUCUCGGUGGUGGUGCUGAUCCUUCACAUCGGGAUGAGCUGGGUCGUGGCCUACAAGCUUGGGAUCGGGCUGCUGGGCGCGGCCCUGGCCCUCAGCCUGUCGUGGUGGGUGCUCAGCGGGCUGCAGUUCCUCUACAUCGUCAAGAGCGAGACGUGCAGGCACACGUGGACCGGGUUCUCGGUGCAGGCGUUUCAUGGAUUGUGGGAUUUCUUCAAGCUGUCGGUGGCGUCGGGGAUUAUGCUGGCGCUGGAGCAGUGGUAUCUGGAUGUGCUCGUUUUGCUCGCCGGGAUGCUGGAGAAUCCGGAGCUUUCUCUGGAUUCGCUAUCCAUUUGUACGACGCUGCUGGGUUGGUUCUUUACCAUUUCGAUGGGGUUCAAUGCGGCUGCAAGUGUUCGGGUGAGCAAUGAGCUUGGCGCCGCGCAUCCCAAAUCGGCGGCGUUCUCGGUGGUGAUGGUGACCGGAGUUUCCUGCUUGGUGUCGAUCGUCCUGGCGAUUCUGGUGAUGAUAUAUCGUGACGUGAUCGGUCUGGCUUUCACCGGCGGGCAGGCCGUGUCGGCGGCGGUGUCCGAUCUGUGCCCCUUGCUGGCCGUUUCCAUCGUCUUCAAUGGAGUUCAACCUGUACUCUCAGGCAUGAGGGGGCUAAUAGCAACCAUUUUUAUUUUCAAUGUGUUGCUUGUGAUGAGGCGUGCAGGAGUGGCGGUGGGAUGUGGAUGGCAAGCUUUCGUGGCUUACGUAAAUGUGAUCUGCUACUACGUUGUUGGAGUCCCGUUGGGCGCUCUUCUGGGUUUCCAUUUCAAGAUGGGUGCUAAGGGAAUAUGGACCGGUUUGCUGAGUGGCACCAUAUGUCAAACCGUCAUCUUGGUUUGGGUUACGUAUCGUACCGACUGGAAAAAAGAAGUGGAGAUAGCAGAGAAAAGACUGAAUAGGUGGGAUGACAGCAAGCAAGAACCCUUGCUGCAGUAGUUGUCAAGUGUUCAGCAAUUCAAAGAUCGAUCCAUUGCGUGUUUAAUCGUAUGUUCGAGUUGAAAUAAGCACUUGUCUACCACUUCUCUCUCUCUCUGCUCCACGACCAUAUGAGGAAUCAAAGAUGCAUGGACCAGCGCUAAUAAAGUCCAAAGACAAACAGUUUCAUGGUUGAUGUUGUUGGUUGGCAUUGCAGUAGUACUAUUGUUGUCGCAUUAGGUUGUUCUCUCUUCGUCUAUUAUUGUCGCAUUAGGUUGUUCCACUUCAGAAAAAAAGAAGAAGCUAGAUUUGAUUCCCGUGGACGACAUUGAACCUUCAUCCACUUUGUUUUUUGUGUGUGAGUGUAUUGAUUUCACUGUUUUUCUUCGCUAUGAUCAAAGUCGUUUUUUUUUUGGCAAAAUCUGGACCUCAUCUCCAUUUCACGAGCAUUUAUCUGAUAUUCCUAAUUAUCUAGUAUUCGUUAAAUAUGUUCUCACUUAUGUCAAUCAUAGUGAGUGGGUUGUUGACAUAACUAAAGUUCGGAUUGCGAAGAACAAAUGGGUUUCGGGAAUGGAGCCGUGUGGAGAAACCUAAUGAUGGUGUGGUGUGGACAAUUAGAUGCGUAAAAUUGGUGCGGUCAAAUUAAUUUGACAAGUUUUUUUUUUUUUUUUUUUUUUUUUU